AAGAAGAUCACAAACCCGGAAGUUCUCUAGUUGUUGUGAGCUGUCACGUCAGGGCUGUUGGUUCCUUCUUCCUGUUGGUUCUAAUGGCGGGCUCUGUAGGUCCGGUUCGAGAAAGCUUUGGACUGUGUUCCUCUGCGGUGCUGCUGCUGCUGUUAGCGAGUGUAACGGGACCCGCUCGGGCCGUGUCGGAACCGGGGAUCUGGACGGUGAACACUGGCAGCGAAAAAAAAGAGUUCUUCGCUUUCAGAAAGACUCUAUUCAACAGCAGCACCAUCCACCUCAAAGUGCUGUCCCAGAACUGCAGCGACUCGUCUCCCUUCCAGCUGCAGAUUUCUUGGUAUCUGAGGAACUCUCACUGCUACAAUGAGGUCUACAACAAGAAUCUGAAAGCUGAGGAGUACUUCAGCCCAGACAUGAUGAGGAAAGAUGGAACGGGUUCCUAUGUGAACCACGACUACAAGCCAAUCACCUGCAAGGAGAUCAAUCCACAGUCGUUCAGCUUGUCUGAGUUGGACCUGCCGAAGCCUCUGAAGAACCAGUUACUGGAGCAAGUGGUUGGCACAGUAAAGCCAUCUCAGCGGAAGAAGAGGGAAAUAAAAAAGCCAGAACCAAAGGCUGCUGGCUCCUCCAAUAAGACGACCCCCCGCUCCGACUUUGACGUUGUGGCCAGGUCCUGGGAGGACGGAGCCUACCUGUUUAUCAUCAAAGUGGAGAAGCAGCAACCUGGCGGGACUCUGCAGCUUCAGGUCAGCAUGAAGGGUCCUCAUGGCUUUAUCUCAGCAACCGAGUGGCCUCUGAUGGUGUUCUACAUGGUGAUGUGCAUCAUGUACGUGCUGAUGGCCGUGCUGUGGUUGGUUCUGUCUGCUUGCUACUGGAGGAGCCUGCUCAGGAUCCAGUUCUGGAUCGGAGGCGUCAUCUUCCUCGGGAUGUUGGAGAAGGCGGUUUACUACGGCGAGUUCCAAAGCAUCAGAUACGAGGGUUUGUCGGUCCAUGGGGCGGUAGUGUUUGCUGAGGUGCUGUCAGCCGUGAAGAGGACAUUGGCCAGGGUUCUGGUCCUCAUUGCCAGUCUGGGAUACGGGAUCGUCAAACCCAGACUUGGCGCCUUGAUGCACAGAGUCGUCGGGGUCGGCCUGCUCUACCUGCUCUUCUCCAUCAUCGAGGGAUUGCUGCGAGUCAACACUGAUCGGGGGAACGACGACAGCAGUCUGAUUGUGUGUGAUGUUGUGCUAGCCUUGACUGACUCCUGUAUUGUCUGGUGGAUAUUUGUGAGUUUGGCUCAGACAAUGAAGUUGCUAAAGCUGAGGAGGAACGUGGUGAAGCUUUCUCUCUUUAGACACUUCAGCAACACACUCAUCUUCGCCGUCAUUGCCUCUGUCAUCUUCAUCAUUUGGACUGCAAAGAACUUCACCAUGUCCCAGUGUCGCUCUGACUGGAGAGAAGUGUGGAUCCAGGACGCUUUCUGGCGCUUUUUGUUUUCCAUCAUACUGUUGGUCAUCAUGUUCCUAUGGCGACCAUCUGCCAAUAAUCAGAUGUACGCCUUCAGCCCCCUGGUGGAUGCAGAGAGCGAAGACGAGGAGGAGAAGGAGCCCAUGAUGAACGAGGCUUUUGAAGGGAUGAAGAUGAGAGGAGCAAAGAACGAAACCAACGGAACGGGCAGACCCAACAAAGUGGACGAGGAUCUGAAGUGGGUCGAGGAGAACAUCCCAUCGUCUAUGGCAGACAUGGCGUUGCCCCCCCUGCUGGACUCGGAUGAGGAAACUCAAACAACCAAGUUCGAGAUGUCCAAGAUGGAGUGAAGUUGGAAGGGGGCUCAUGGUGUGGAAAAAGAGAGAGCGGGUUUCAUCAAGUGAAGAAGGAAAGAUGAACCGGGGGAUGAAUGAGAAACAGAGUGAUUUUUUUUUUUAAGGCAGAAAUAUCCUUGUGUGGUUCAGCUCCUGGAUUUAUGAGCUUCAUAAGCCUUCAUCGUCCAGAUACCGGGAGCUGAAUCGUCCACAGCUGUACACAAGGAUCCCUUUAUUUUUUAUUUUUAUUGCCUGUUUGUAUUUAUAUUGUAUGGAUCGCCUCUCUGUAUUUACAGUAUAUUUAAACGAAUCUGUUUUCUGCAGCACCGCCCUGCUGGAUAUUUGCUGGUCAGGGUUUGUUUUAUGGUCACAUUAAAGAGUCUGUGUGUCUGGAUAUUUUUCAACCUGUAAAGCCAAAGGGAUGAAUCAGAGAGAAAAUGUGGAUAAAUAAUUCUGUUUCGUUUUGCAGUUUCAGCCAAUAAAGCUUUUCACCUUCACAUGA
Messenger RNA from Cyprinodon tularosa, 2283 nucleotides. RefSeq lists its product as uncharacterized. The transcript has 21 exons. Lineage: Eukaryota; Metazoa; Chordata; Actinopteri; Cyprinodontiformes; Cyprinodontidae. The record is from RefSeq and is a predicted model, not a curated record. Gene Ontology annotation, biological process: retrograde transport, endosome to Golgi. Gene Ontology annotation, cellular component: Golgi apparatus; membrane. The coding region runs from base 84 to 1796 and encodes 570 amino acids.